AUGGCAUCUUCCAACAUUAAACAUGUUACAGUAAUAGGUGGCGGUGUGAUGGGUUCGGGAAUUGCGAUGAUAACCGCCGCCAACGGAUACCGGGUGACCGUUGUGGAUGUAAAUGAGGACGCAAUUGGGCGAGCGAAACGUCAGGUGGAAAAGGAUAUGCGCAGGAUGGCACAACAUGUAAGCAAGGGUAACGAACAGGCGGAGAACAAAUUUUACACCGAAGCCGCUGCCCGUAUGACGUACAGCGUGAAUUUGAAGGAAGUGGCCAUCGCAACGGAUCUGGUCAUCGAAGCGAUCGUGGAAAAUCUCGAAAAAAAGCAAUCACUGUUCAAAAUACUCGAUCAAGUUGUUCCACCACAUACGAUUCUCGCCAGCAACACUUCGUCGUUGUCGAUCGCGGAGAUAGGUUUGGGCGCGGCAAGAAAAGAUCGCAUCGGAGGAUUGCACUUUUUCAACCCCGUACCAUUGAUGAAACUGAUCGAGGUGAUCCGAACGGACAACACAUCCGACACCACGCACGAUGCGCUGGUGGCGUUUGGGAAAAGUCUUCGCAAAACGUGCAUUACCUGCCGGGAUAUGCCAGGGUUUGUCGUGAACCGUUUGCUGUUUCCGGUAAUACACGAGGCACUGGGGAUGGUGGAACGGAAGGAUGCGACGGCUCACGAUAUUGAUGUAGCGAUGAAGCUUGGCCUCGGGCACCCGAUGGGUCCGUUCGAGCUGAUGGACAUUGUCGGUUUGGAUACGGUAUGCGCUAUUCAACGGGAGCGUUACGCACGCAAUCCGACCGAUGUGGCCGCCAAACCAAGCGAACUGCUCCAGCAGAUGGUGCGUGAUAAUAAGCUGGGUGUAAAAACGGGAGAAGGAUUUUAUAGCUAUAAAUAA
Molecule: messenger RNA, 882 nt
Organism: Anopheles marshallii
Lineage: Eukaryota; Metazoa; Arthropoda; Insecta; Diptera; Culicidae
Product: hydroxyacyl-coenzyme A dehydrogenase, mitochondrial-like
Exons: 3
Coding region: 1-882 (293 amino acids)
Biological process (GO): fatty acid beta-oxidation
Cellular component (GO): mitochondrion
Molecular function (GO): NAD+ binding; (3S)-3-hydroxyacyl-CoA dehydrogenase (NAD+) activity
Source: RefSeq, a predicted model, not a curated record